AGCCGGCGCUCGUUUGACGGAUAUCCUGAGAAGUCGCAAGUUUUCGUAGAAAUGCUGCUUUAUGCCCGCUGCUCAUAGUGCUUACAUGCUUUGACUUCCCUUUUUUCCUCUCAUAAUACACAGGUCAUCAGUUCACCGAGCUCUGCCCGCUGACGAGAGAUUGGGCGGCACUAAUUCACAAUUUCUUGGAUGCUGAUUACAUCUGUGGAUAUUUUAGUAAAGUCCUUCUUCCUCCGCACGUUCAUCAGCCGCAGCCCGACCGAAAGCGAUUCCGGUUCCCGGAUUCCCUCGAAAUACGAUAAGCGAGCGAGAUCCGCGGCGCGCAUCCAGAGGAAUAUAUACAUCAUUAUUCUACGUCUGGUCUCUCUUUUCGGCACGCUCUGAAUUUACAGGCAGAAUCGAGCUCCCGCACCAGCUCGUCUAUAGCUGGACAGGCUUAAUCAUGGCUGCACUCGACACUUUGGACAUCGUUGUUCUUUUGGUUUUGCUCCUUGGAACCGUCGCUUACUUCACGAAGGGCACAUACUGGGCGGUCAAGAAAGACCCAUACUCAGCGGUCCUCGCAAAUGGCGCAGCACUCAAAGCCGGCAAGAGCAGGAAUAUCCUGGAGAAAAUGCAGGAGAGUGGGAAGAACUGUGUCGUCUUCUAUGGCUCACAGACUGGUACCGCGGAAGAUUACGCAUCACGGCUGGCCAAGGAGGGCUCUCAGCGAUUUGGCUUGAAGACAAUGACCGCUGACCUCGAAGAAUACGACUAUGAAAACAUGGAUCAGUUCCCCGAAGACCACAUCGCCUUCUUCAUUCUCGCCACAUACGGAGAGGGCGAGCCGACCGACAACGCGGUCGAGUUCUACGAAUUUUUCAAGGGAGAUGACAUUUCAUUCAGCGAAAAGACCAGCGACGAUGCUCCUCUGUCGUCCCUGAAGUACGUCGCUUUCGGUCUCGGCAACAACACCUACGAGCACUACAAUUCCAUGGUACGCGAUGUGGACAAGAUCUUCACAAAGCUCGGCGGAACUCGUAUCGGCACUGCAGGAGAAGGCGAUGAUGGUGCUGGCACCAUGGAAGAGGACUUUUUGGCCUGGAAAGAGCCGAUGUGGGCUGAUCUCGCCCAGAGCAUGGGUCUUGAGGAACGAGAGGCCGUGUACGAGCCCGUCUUCGAGAUCACCGAGAAGCCUGAGCUCAGUAUCGAGGACACCACGGUCUACCUUGGUGAGCCGAACAAAAACCACCUCGAGGGCCUCUCCAAGGGACCUUACAACGCGCACAACCCGUUCAUCGCCCCAAUCGUCGAGUCUUACGAGCUUUUCAAUGACAAAACCCGGAACUGCCUGCACCUUGAGGUUGACAUCUCUGGGUCGAACUUGUCGUACACCACGGGCGAUCACAUUGCAGUUUGGCCCAACAACUCUGGAAUGGAAGUUGAUCGAUUUUUGAAGGUCAUCGGAUUUACAGACAAGAAGGACACCGUUAUCGGUGUGAAGGGAUUGGACGCGACCGCCAAAGUGCCAUUCCCGGUUCCUACUACGUACGAAACUAUCCUCCGGUACCAGCUAGAAAUUGGCGCUCCCGUUUCCAGACAGUUCGUUGCUACCCUUGCGCAAUUUUCGCCAAGCGAGAAUAUCAAGGAAGAGUUGGCCAAAAUUGGAGGCGACAAGGAUGUGUUCGCGGAGCAGGUCACCAAGAAGAAUUUGAACAUCGCCCAAUUUCUCAACCACAUUGGCAAAGGCGCAGUCUGGGACAAAAUUCCUUUCUCUUUGUGGAUUGAGGGGUUGAACAAGAUCCAGCCCCGUUACUACUCUAUUUCGUCCUCUUCAUUGGUGCAGAAGAACAAGAUUUCGAUCACAGCCAUCGUCGAGUCCGUCGAGACCGCAGGCGCGCCACACGUUGUCAAGGGAGUCACCACGAACUAUCUCUUCGCCCUCAUGUUGAAGCAAGCCGGUGUUGCCAAUCCCGAUCCUAACGGUCUCAACUACGCUAUCACCGGCCCGCGCAACAAGUACGACGGUAUCCACGUCCCAGUUCACGUCCGCCACGCCAACUUCAAGCUGCCUUCAGAUCCUAGCAAGCCCAUCAUCAUGGUCGGUCCGGGUACCGGUGUUGCGCCUUUCCGCGGAUUCGUCCAGGAGCGUGCGCACCAAGCUGCGAAUGGCGAGAACAUUGGCAAGACUGUCCUCUUCUUCGGAUGCCGCAACAGUGAGCAAGAUUUCAUCUACAAGAAGCAGUGGGAGCAAUGGUCAAAGGAAAUGAACGGCCAAUUCGAGCUCAUCACAGCCUUUUCCCGCGACGGUCCCAAGAAGGUUUACGUGCAACAUCGCCUGAAGGAACGCGGCGCCGAGAUCGACGCCCUCCUCCAGCAGCGCGCAUACUUCUACGUCUGCGGUGACGCUGCCAACAUGGCACGCGAGGUCAAUGACACAUUGGCUCAAAUCAUCGUCGAGCAGAGAGGCGUAGACAAGAAAAAGGCGGAUGACAUCGUCAAGGGCAUGCGGGCGAGCGGACAAUACCAGGAGGAUGUUUGGUCAUAAAACGUGGACGAGAAAGAGUUUGUCUCGUUGUCAUUUAAGGAGUCGCGCGAAGAAGGUCUAAGCACAAAGACAUAGAGAUGCAGGUGGUCCACGCUACACAGCCGCCAUCACAGCGAUACGGUCGUCAUUGGAACUCGAGUACCCAUGUUAACGCUCAGUGCUCGUCGAACGUCCCCCGGAUCACACAUCGUUUUGGGGGUGAACGGAAUUCCGUUGUUACAUUUUUUGGACAUCUUGGACACUUUGGCACCAGAUUGCGCGGGGUUCCGGGUUUUUCCACUUUUGGUUUCUGCGCCAUAGAGAGAGAGGUUGUCAUUUACUAAGUUUUCGAAAUGAACAAAUUUAUUCUAG
Messenger RNA from Dissoconium aciculare CBS 342.82, 2878 nucleotides. RefSeq lists its product as uncharacterized. Lineage: Eukaryota; Fungi; Ascomycota; Dothideomycetes; Mycosphaerellales; Dissoconiaceae. The transcript has 2 exons. Gene Ontology annotation, cellular component: cytosol. The coding region runs from base 443 to 2527 and encodes 694 amino acids. Gene Ontology annotation, molecular function: FMN binding; flavin adenine dinucleotide binding; NADPH-hemoprotein reductase activity. The record is from RefSeq and is a predicted model, not a curated record.